AUGCUCUCAAAUUGGGACAAAUAUGGCCGCCUCAGCCUUGACUUUGCCUCAACCGCCACCUCUGUAGGCUUUUCCGCCGCGAAGGCAUGCACACGACUCGGAUUCUCGUUGACACGCGGAGUAGCGUCAACAGCUGCCGGCCUGACCGGCACCGUCAUUGACUACACUUUGUUCGGCGGCAGCACUGGCGCCGGCGCACUCUUUGGCGGGGCGGUCUCGUCAGCUAUCUCGGCGGUGGAAUUCGUCGCGCUUGCACCCAUCCUGCUCGGAGAGACCCUGACGUCAACCUCGCUCGUCGCAGCAAACUCCUCUUUGUCGAUGCUCACCACCAUCUUCCCCGGGAGCGACGAAGCAAGCUUCUCCCUCGCCAGCUUCGUCGGUCUCGUCCGCCGCGAAUGGAACGAACCCGCCGAGAGCGAAGGCCUCCCGGAGGAACGGUACGGCCUCGGAGAAGUCCUGAAGGCACUCGCAGGGUUCGCAGCGCUGCAGGGCGUCACGAGCGAGUGGCAGGAGAAGCAGUGGUUCAGGCAUAUGCGCGAAGUGCCCGUCUACGACGAAUCGCACGCCGCCCAACCGCGCCAACGCGUCGACUCUCGUGUUACGAUUACCGGGGACACGAUAUACCCGAGACACAGCGGGCAGAUCGUCACCGCUGACAUUACCGAAGUUCCGGUGCCGGGCUCGUGGCCUAGUGCGCGACUAGCCCCUCCUCGUCCCCCGCGCCCUUCCACUAUCCGGCGUCCGUCAACUGCGGCCUCGGCGGACGACCUCAAGCAGACCUUCAGACGGCUUUCCAAACUAGUCCUCGCCGGCUACGGUGGAGCUAGUUUGCUGUUCUUCGGAGUGUCUCUUUCACCUUCCGAGCGACAGCGGCAGAAGGAGGAGGUACAAAUCGCUGAUGCUAUUGACGCUUCCGAAAGAGAAGCUGCCGGGCCCCAGGGCGCGCCGAAUACGCCCCCGACGGGUGCGGGUACAGAUGCAAGCGGUCCCGGAACGGCGUCCUAUUCGUGGUGGGACGUGCUCAUGGGCAAACACGACCAUGAUAUCUUCCUCAACUGGGCGAAGUCGCAUUCGUCUCACGAUACCACUCCAGAAGCAGCACCUCCGACCGCGCACGUUGGUACAGACAGCCAGAUGCCACGCUUCUGGGUCCUGACGGACCACGUACGGCAAGAGGUCGUGCUCGUCAUCCGAGGCACGAUGAGCCUGAACGAGGUCGCCGUCGACCUUACCUGCGAACCCGCACCCUUCACCCUCCCCCGUGCCGACAACAAAUCCCACCGGCCACCCUCCCAGUCGUCCCCGCUUGCCCAGCCCGCCCCCGAGGAGCCUAUCGACGAGCUCGACGAGGACCUCGAGAAUAUCCCCGGGUCAUUCCCGUUCCCGAUGGACCUCUCCGUUCCGUUCCCGCGCACGCGCAAGGACUCGGACCGGGCGAGCACAUCGAGCAAGCCUUUCCCGCGCGCACGCGUGCCGUCUGAGAGUGCGGACGAUGCUGUGCAUGUUGUACACGGAGGGAUGUUAAAGAUGGCUCGGGCGAUGGGUGGUGUUGGGAAGCCGGUUCAUGUCGUCGUGCGGGAUGCGUUGCGCAAGAACAAGGGCUACUCUCUGGUUCUUUGCGGUCACAGCUUAGGUGCCGGUGUCGCGGGACUCCUUGCUCUGAUGUGGGCUUCUCCGGAGACGCGCCUCACAUAUCGCACGUCAGGCCUUCCCGCCAAUCGGAAGGUCACCGCGUACUGUUUCGCACCCCCCUGCAUCGUCUCUCCGCGCCUUAGCGCCAAGGCGGCCGCCUCCGGGCUGAUCACCUCGUUCGUAUAUGGACACGACAUCGUCUCCCGUCUGUCGCUGGGUAGCGUGCGCGAUCUGACGCGGGGUGCGGUGUGGCUAUGUGCGGCGGAGAAUAGGGAGGACGGCAAGGCGGAUGGGUACUCGGCUGUUACGAAGAAGGCGUUGAAGUGGAAGAUGGGCAGGGUAGAAGAGGGUGACGACGAAUGGUUCCUUGCGAUGCGCAAGACGCUGGAGGCAAACAUGCAGAUGGCGGACCUCUUCCCGCCUGGGCGGGUGUUCUGGGCACUGCGGGACGGCGAUCUACAUCGGGCGCAUCGUCUCGGCGCCGGGUCUGGGAAAGCGUCUCCCAAGGAUAAGGUGCGCCUGUUCGAGGUCCUGGACGUAAAGCAGGUCUUCGGGCAGAUCAUCUUCGCACGCGACAUGUUAAGCUCGCACCUGCCGCACCAGUACGACAAGGUGCUGCACGAGUUACUGUGA
Messenger RNA from Trametes versicolor FP-101664 SS1, 2265 nucleotides. RefSeq names its product alpha/beta-hydrolase. Gene Ontology annotation, biological process: lipid metabolic process. NCBI's taxonomy places the organism in Eukaryota, Fungi, Basidiomycota, Agaricomycetes, Polyporales, Polyporaceae. The coding region runs from base 1 to 2265 and encodes 754 amino acids. The record is from RefSeq and is a predicted model, not a curated record. The transcript is spliced from 6 exons.